Messenger RNA from Diabrotica balteata, 1328 nucleotides. NCBI's taxonomy places the organism in Eukaryota, Metazoa, Arthropoda, Insecta, Coleoptera, Chrysomelidae. The record is from the annotation of a GenBank genome assembly.
AGAGGAAGAUUUGUCAUCAUUUUGUAAUUAUUCAAUUUUCUGGAUAUUUUAUAAUUUAUUUGUUCCACAUCUAAACUGUUUUACUGUUACAUUCCGAAUUCAUAAAAUGGCAAAUCCAAAAUAUGCUGACUUGCCUGGAAUAGCCCACGAUGAGCCUGAUGUCUACGAAACAUCUGAUCUUCCCGAAUCAGAGCAAUCAGUCGAUGCCUUUGAGGAGGAAAAUGAUCCCAUUGAAAGAAUUCAUAUUUCAGCCGACGACGCCUUUAAUAAAUUUAAAGGAAAAUAUCUAGGAUCAGAAAAUGUUGACUUUUCUUCAAAAGUAAGCAGAAAACAUAGAGCAGGCUAUGAUGCUAGAAGUGGUAAUUGGGAGCUAGUGGGAUCUGGUGAAGAUGAAACCUUAAUACAAAAGUACAAUAGGUUACAGUGUGAACUGAAAGAGGUUCUGGAAGAAGUUAAUAAUCUCAAAAACAACCCUAAAGAAAACCAAGAGAAUUGUCUGGUGUCUAGUCAAAAAGUGGAGCAAUCUUUAAAACAACUAGCUGACUUGAAGUUAGAAGAAACUUUGGGUGAAGGGAUCAUUCAGAAAAUAUCUGAUCCACAAGGCACACAAAUUCAGAAACUUUUAUCCCAGUUAGAAAAAUUCAAGGCAACUAUUAAUGAAAAACCAGAAUCGGAAUUGAAAGGUGAUGGUUCUGGCAUAGUUUACCAGUUCAACUAUAGACCAGAACAAGCUAAAUUGGCACAGUCAACAAGACUAGCAGACUUAGAGGCCAGACUUCACAGAGUGGAAAAUGUUGUAGGAUCACCUAGUGAUAAGUUAUCUAGAUUGACAGCUGGAAACUCUAAAGGUAGUUUAUAUGAAUGGGCUGAACACUUAAGUGCUACAGCAAGUCUUUUAGACUCCGCUCAAUUGGAUCACAUUGAAGGCAGACUAGGAGCUCUGGCACAAAAGCUGGAGAGUAUUGCAGAAAAAAAGAAAGAAGUACAGCCAGACGAAGAAAAAGACAGGAUGAUUUUGGAACUCUAUGAUUUGGUCAAAAAUACAGAAGGUAUUACACAGUUGCUUCCACAGACUAUAGAACGACUUAAAUCUUUGGAGCAGUUACAUAAUAAAGCUGCCGAUUUUGCUAAGACCUUGACCCAAAUAGAAGUAACACAGGCAGAAAUGAUGAGCAAUGUGCAGAACAACAAGAUGCUUUUGCAGGGCGUUCAAGAAAGUUUUGCGGUGAAUCUGAAUGAAAUCAAUGCUACGGUAGUUAGCUUAGAUGCUAGAAUUAAGGCUCUUAAAAAUAAAUAAUUUUUUAAAUUACUAAUUAAAUUAAUUAAAG